Sinocyclocheilus rhinocerous is the source of this 487-nucleotide messenger RNA. RefSeq names its product regulator of microtubule dynamics protein 3-like. The record is from RefSeq and is a predicted model, not a curated record. The transcript is spliced from 2 exons. The annotation marks the transcript as partial. Lineage: Eukaryota; Metazoa; Chordata; Actinopteri; Cypriniformes; Cyprinidae.
UCUCAUCUGCCUCUGUUGUCUCUCUCCUUCCAGGAAGACUGUGGAGGAGAGUCAGAGAUCGCGGCGGCGGCGCACGCUCAUGCCGAGGGAACGCUCUGAAUCCAUGAGCUCCAGCUCCAUUUACUUCACCGCCAGCGCCGGGGUCUCCAGUCUCUGUGACGACAGCGAGGUCGGGUACUCCACGGCCUAUUCCAACGCCGAGUCCGACUACACGGACAGAGAGACGGAUCGCGAGACGGAUAAAGAUGGUGAGGAUGACGGGAGGGACUCUGAGGAGGAGAGCUGCGCCACGGUGCUCACUCUGAGACAGGACGAUUCACAGGCCGAGGAAGAGGACGAUGAAGAUGCCGGGCUGAUGGUGGACUGUUUAAUGGACAUUCCCAGCCCUGAAUUCGCCCUCCUGCUCGCCCAGUGUGAUCUGCUGCAUGCAGGGGAUUCUGGGAAAAAAGCAGAGGGCUUCCAGCUGCUGAUGGAGAACAGACCGCUG